UUUAGUUCCUGACAUAAAACAUACCGCUGACGUCCCCAUGCUGUCCAUUGACAUGGAAAACAAGGAAAAUGGAUCUCUGGACAAAGAAAACUUGGUAGAGAAUGGAAGACCUCCUGAUCCAGCUGACUGGGCAGUUACAGAUGUGGUGAAUUAUUUCAGAACAGUGGGCUUUGAAGAACAAGCAAAUGCUUUUCAAGAGCAGGAAAUUGAUGGGAAGUCGUUACUGUUGAUGACAAGGAAUGAUGUACUCACUGGACUUUCAUUAAAAUUGGGGCCUGCAUUGAAGAUCUAUGAAUAUCAUGUAAAGCCUCUACAGACACAGCAUCUGAAGAACAGUUCGCUAUAGUGGAUUUUCAAACUGGGACUGUCUUUUAUCCCUGCUUUUCAAAAUAAAUAAGCAACAUUGGUUUUGUGGCGCUGGAACUUUAUUAAAAACAAAAACCAAACCUGUAUGUGUCCAUAAUGAAAUUAAACCAAAUGGCACUGAUAUAAAUAUAUUUAUAUUUAUACAUAUCCUGUUGGAUACCUUUAGCAAUAUGCUACUUUAAUAAUUGAAAUGGUAAAGAGUAGAAUUUCUCACUAUUCAAACAAAACAUCAGUUCAGUAUGCUUCUUUUUCAUGACUCCAUGGGAUCACA
Messenger RNA from Candoia aspera, 637 nucleotides. RefSeq names its product sterile alpha motif domain containing 13 (gene SAMD13). The transcript has 3 exons. NCBI's taxonomy places the organism in Eukaryota, Metazoa, Chordata, Lepidosauria, Squamata, Candoiidae. The record is from RefSeq and is a predicted model, not a curated record. Gene Ontology annotation, cellular component: nucleus. Bases 38 to 346 code for a protein of 102 amino acids. Gene Ontology annotation, molecular function: chromatin binding; histone binding. Gene Ontology annotation, biological process: negative regulation of DNA-templated transcription.